Molecule: messenger RNA, 1754 nt
Organism: Solea solea (common sole)
Lineage: Eukaryota; Metazoa; Chordata; Actinopteri; Pleuronectiformes; Soleidae
Product: guanine nucleotide-binding protein G(olf) subunit alpha-like
Exons: 13
Coding region: 117-1253 (378 amino acids)
Biological process (GO): adenylate cyclase-modulating G protein-coupled receptor signaling pathway
Cellular component (GO): heterotrimeric G-protein complex
Molecular function (GO): GTPase activity; GTP binding; G protein-coupled receptor binding
Source: RefSeq, a predicted model, not a curated record
AACAAAGAGCAGAAAACAUCUGGACUCAGACGCAGGUUUGUUUGAUGAGGUUUUUGUCUUCAUCUGGACGAUGUGGACGUGCUGAGGGUCAGUGAUCUCCACCAGCUGCAGAGGCGAUGGGCUGUUUAGGAGGACAAACAGAGGAAGAACGUCUGGAUGAAAAAGCAAAGAGAGAAGCAAACAAGAAGAUAGAGAGACAGUUACAGAAAGAGAGACAGGCUUAUAAAGCUACACACAGACUGUUACUCCUGGGAGCAGGUGAAUCAGGUAAAAGUACGAUCGUGAAGCAGAUGAGGAUUCUUCAUGUGGACGGAUUCAACGCUGAAGAGAAGCAGGAGAAGACUCAGGACAUCAGGAAAAAUGUGAAGGAUGCCAUCGUGACCAUCGUGACAGCCAUGAGCACACUGACUCCGCCCAUGCCUAUUGGUAACCCUGGCAACCAGUUCAGAGUUGAUUACAUCAAGAGCAUCGCACCACUGUCUGACUUUGAAUACACAGAGGAGUUCUUUGAACACACUCAGAAGCUCUGGGAGGACGACGGCAUCAGAGCGUGUUUCGAACGCUCCAACGAAUAUCAGCUGAUCGACUGUGCUCAGUAUUUCCUGGACAAGUUGGACUCUGUCAGGAAGACGGACUACUCGCCCACUGACCAGGAUUUGCUGCGCUGCAGAGUUUUGACCUCAGGGAUUUUUGAGACGCGGUUUCAGGUGGAUAAAGUCAACUUCCAUAUGUUUGAUGUAGGUGGACAGAGGGACGAACGCAGGAAGUGGAUUCAGUGCUUUAAUGAUGUGACAGCCAUCAUCUUUGUGGCAGCGAGCAGCAGCUACAACAUGGUGAUCAGAGAAGAUAACUCCACCAACCGCCUGAGAGAAUCUCUGGACCUGUACAGAUCUAUCUGGACCAACAGGUUUCUGAAGACCAUCUCAGUGAUUUUGUUCCUGAACAAACAGGAUGUUCUGGCUGAUAAGAUUCUGGCGGGAAAAUCUAAACUGGAGGAUUAUUUUCCUGAAUACAACAACUACCAAGUUCCGGCUGAUGCUGUUCCAGACGCUAAUGAAGACGCCAAAGUGACUCGAGCCAAGUUCUUCAUCAGAGACGAGUUUCUGAGGAUCAGCACGUCGAGUGGAGAUGGGAAACAUCACUGUUACCCUCACUUCACCUGUGCCGUGGACACAGAAAACAUCCGCCGCGUCUUCAACGACUGUCGAGACAUCAUUCAGCGCAUGCAUCUGCGCCAGUACGAGCUUCUCUGAUUGGCCGAUGCAGUCACCUGACCUGAGACAAAACAGCUGAAACUAAUCUAACUUAUAUAAAUAUAUAUUUAUAUAUAUGUAUGCCUUCUUUAUACAGUGGUUUUCAAACACUGGGUCGGGACCCACGGAUGGGCUGCAGGACUUUUUCCAACCUUUUAGUUGAGAUUUAUGUUUGUAUGUUUUAAAUAACACGCAUAGAAUGAAGUUGAAAAUUAUUUUCCAAACAUUAGUCUUUACAGAUCACUGUUGUCACCAGGGAUUUUGUGAUUUUGCUCCCAAUAGUUUGAUGUUUUUAAAAAGUGAGCCUUUGUGUAGAAACAUUUUGGAAACAACAUUUCUGUACCUCUGCCUGACAAAGGGGAUUGUGGGCAGUGUAGUUCUGAAGACAUGAUGUGGUCUACCUGCUGUUGCCAUAGCAACAUUGACUGUCACGUGGGAGGGGGUGGACUUUAGAAAAAUAGCUCACAAUUUUUCUUUUCCAUGUUUUUGUACUUGUAGUAC